Messenger RNA from Pseudovirgaria hyperparasitica, 1200 nucleotides. Its product is annotated as acyl-CoA dehydrogenase NM domain-like protein. The record is from RefSeq and is a predicted model, not a curated record. Lineage: Eukaryota; Fungi; Ascomycota; Dothideomycetes; Acrospermales; Acrospermaceae. The coding region runs from base 1 to 1200 and encodes 399 amino acids. The transcript has 7 exons. Gene Ontology annotation, molecular function: acyl-CoA dehydrogenase activity; flavin adenine dinucleotide binding.
AUGGAAACAUCAGGUUUCAAUGAGGAGCAAUUGACGGUUCGAGAUGCUAUACAGAAGAUAUGUUCGAAUUAUACAGAUGAAUAUUGGAUGGAACAUGAUCAGAGCGGAGAGUAUCCACACGAGCUCCAUGCAGCAUUGGCAAAGGAUGGCUGGAUAGGUAUUGCGUUGCCAGAAGAACUUGGAGGUGCAGGUCUGGGUAUCUCAGAGGCUACUAUGAUGCUUCAUACAAUCGCGGAGAGUGGGGCCGGUAUUGCUGGAGCACAGUCAAUACAUGCUAAUGUUUAUGCUACACAGCCUGUUGCCAAGUUCGCUACCCCUGAGCAACGACAAGAAUGGCUUCCAAAGCUGAUCAGGGGAGAAUCACGGACCUGCUUCGGAGUCACUGAACCGAACACCGGUCUCGAAACACUUAAACUCCGCACAACCGCCACUCGCGACGGCGACACGUACAGAAUUAGCGGCCAAAAGAUCUGGAUUUCAUCCGCUCAAGUCGCCAGCCACAUGGUGCUCCUGGCACGCACAACGCCCCUAGAAUCCGUCACGAAAGCCUCCGAAGGCCUCUCGCUCUUUUAUAUUCCAUUCGACCGCUCCCAACCAGGCCUAGAUCUUCGCCGCAUUCCAAAAAUGGGUGGCCGCGCUGUCGAUGCCAACGAAGUCUUCUUCGACAACUACACAGUCCCGGCAUCGGCGCUCAUCGGCGCCGAGGGUCAGGGGUUUAAGAUCGUACUGCACGGCAUGAACGCCGAGCGCUGUCUUCUGGCAGGCGAAGCCCUAGGCCUUGGAUAUGCGGCGCUGGGUCGAGCGGCAAAGUAUGCGCGCGAGAGGGUGGUUUUCGGACGGCCUAUUGGGAUGAAUCAGGGGAUCCAGCACCCACUGGCGAGCGCAUUCAUGCAUCUCGAGGCAGCCAAAUUAAGCACCUAUCACGCAGCGAGGCUUUAUGAUGCGAGUAGGACGGACUCGGGGGUGACGCAGCAUGCAAUUGGUGUGGCGUGUAACAGUGCGAAGUAUCUUGCUGCGGAAGCAGCAUUCGUAGCUUGUGAACGGGCGGUGAUGGCAUUAGGCGGGAUGGGAUAUGCGCAGGAGUAUCAUGUGGAGAGGUAUCUCCGAGAAUGCUUUGUUCCACGGAUUGCGCCGGUGAGCCGUGAGAUGAUCAUGAACUUUAUCGGCGAGAAGGCGUUGGGCUUACCGAGAAGCUACUAG